AUGGGCUACCUGAAAGGAUUUACGGGAGUUCAAAAGAAAAUUACCAGAGACGGGCAGCCCGCCAAAAGGAGGGGCCCCAAGCCCGAUAGUAAACCAGCUCAGACACGUAGACAAGAGCUAAACCGUCAAGCGCAAAGAACGCAUCGUGAGCGUAAAGAGAACUACAUCAAGGCUCUUGAGGUGGAAUUGGCACGGCUGCGAGAAUCAUAUGUUCUCGAACAGAACGGCCGUGAUGCAACUAUCCAGCAACAAAAGCUCGUAUUGGAAAGCCAGCAGCGAGAAAUCUUAGCGCUGAGGGAGAUUCUAGCGUCCAGAGGCAUUCAAUUUGAGAAUGAGCUUGAGAACCGCAAGGCGGUCAUUGGGAUGCGUCCAAAGCGAGAAGAAUCCUCCAUGACUCCGCCAUCCAUGAGCACACUAAGCCCACCGUCGGCGGGAGCACGCUCACUGGGAUACCAGUCCGUGGCCCCUGGGGCGAGUUCGGCUACAACAGGAUACUCACCACAAACUUAUCUCAACGGCGGAGCGGCGAGUCUUUCUGGACAUUCUCCUGGUGCUACUCAUUACAGCCACUCUCCGCAAGGGCCUGACAUCCAAGAAUAUGGAAUCAAACAGGAACCUGGCGUUGUACCAGAUUUACCUGGCAUCUUCGAAAAGGAGCCUCAGCUUGGAAUCGAUUUUAUCCUCCGGCUAGAGCAAACCUGUCGAGACCAUGAAGAAUACCUCGUGCGGAGAUCAGUUGAUUCGCCUGACGACCCAGAAGAGGCUCUGUUCUCAGGGCAUGCUUUGAUGGCUUCUUGUCCACCUCCCAGCCACAUCGCGCGAGUCCCAGCACAGGAGGGAGGUCUGAUACCUACCUACGAUCAUAAGGUCCCCGAUACAGAAUCGGUGCAGAUCCUGAACAACUUAUUGAACUUGAGUCAAUCACUAAGGGGAAGCGCCAUCCCAAGUGGACAGGUCACCCCCAUCAUGGCCCUUCAAUCCCUCAAGGGCCAUCGAAAUUACGCAACUCUAACCAGAGACGAUGUCAUAGGGAUGAUCGACUCUAUCAAGAGUAAGGUCCGCUGCUACGGUUUCGGCGCGGUCAUGGAAGACUUCGAGCUUCGCGAUGCGCUCUCCAGCAUAUUUGCGACGAAACCCGAAACUUAUGAUCAGUUUGGCAGCGAUCUUACAGCCGAAAUCGAUGAGAUGUAUUCGUGA
Molecule: messenger RNA, 1197 nt
Organism: Exophiala aquamarina CBS 119918
Lineage: Eukaryota; Fungi; Ascomycota; Eurotiomycetes; Chaetothyriales; Herpotrichiellaceae
Exons: 4
Coding region: 1-1197 (398 amino acids)
Cellular component (GO): RNA polymerase II transcription regulator complex
Molecular function (GO): DNA-binding transcription activator activity, RNA polymerase II-specific; transcription cis-regulatory region binding
Source: RefSeq, a predicted model, not a curated record